Messenger RNA from Thamnophis sirtalis, 373 nucleotides. The record is from RefSeq and is a predicted model, not a curated record. Lineage: Eukaryota; Metazoa; Chordata; Lepidosauria; Squamata; Natricidae.
CAUGUGGGAAGCCUCUUUUUCCGGGCGUCGGAGGAGCAGGAGCUAAGCGGUGGCGGUGGGAGAAAACCGGAGGGCUGAGCCAUGCCUAAAGGAGGGAAGCAACAUCACGCCCAGGAGGAAUGGAUCGGGGACGGGGAGGAGAAGACAUGCCCCGCGCAAGGAGCUGGAGACAAACUAGUAAAGAAGGGAAAGAAGGAUAAAAAGACAAAAAAAUCGGGAGGAAAUGUGUUCGCUGCCCUGAACCAGGAGCAGAGUGAAGAGGAGGAGGAAGUAGAAGAAGAAGAAAAAAUAUCAAAGCCCAUCAAACUUGAUAGGGAUAAGAGCAACAAGGCAGCCCCUGGUGAUGAAGAAACAAAGAAACCAGGAAAAAAAG